Messenger RNA from Orbicella faveolata, 2893 nucleotides. Its product is annotated as vacuolar protein sorting-associated protein 35-like. Gene Ontology annotation, biological process: retrograde transport, endosome to Golgi; intracellular protein transport. The record is from RefSeq and is a predicted model, not a curated record. Gene Ontology annotation, cellular component: retromer, cargo-selective complex; late endosome; retromer complex. Lineage: Eukaryota; Metazoa; Cnidaria; Anthozoa; Scleractinia; Merulinidae.
UCAUUACCAUUGGUCACGUGCCAUCUCCUGCAUGUACAGGGAAGACUGAGGAAAGAUCAGCGAAAGUGAGCGAAGAUGCCUGUGACCUCAUCAGCUUCGCAGGAAGAUCAGGAGAAACUACUUGAUGAGGCCAUCCAAGUUGUGAAGUCUCAGUCAUUCCAGAUGAAACGAUGUCUGGACAAGGGAAAGCUUAUGGAUGGCUUGAAACAUGCGUCAAAUAUGUUGAGUGAGUUGCGGACCUCGAUGCUGUCACCAAAAAGUUACUAUGAAUUGUACAUGGCAAUAUCUGAUGAGCUGCGGCAUCUUGAACUGUUCCUUGUUGAUGAGUUCCAGAAGGGACGUAGAGUUGCAGAUCUUUAUGAACUGGUCCAGUAUGCAGGAAACAUUGUUCCACGACUAUAUUUACUGAUAACUGUUGGAGCAGUUUACAUCAAAGCCAAGGAAGCGUCUCGUAGAGAUAUCUUGAAAGACUUGGUUGAAAUGUGCCGAGGAGUUCAGCACCCCCUGAGAGGCUUGUUUCUUCGUAAUUAUCUGUUGCAGUCAACAAGGAACAUGUUACCAGAUACUAAUGAAGAGGAAGUAGCUGAAUCUGAACACCAAGAUGGAACUGUAAAAGACUCUAUAUCCUUUGUGCUCUUGAACUUUGCCGAGAUGAAUAAGCUGUGGGUACGAAUCCAGCACCAGGGUCACACACGGGAUCGAGAGAAGAGAGAGCGCGAGCGCCAAGAACUUCGCAUCCUUGUAGGGACAAACCUUGUCAGACUUAGUCAGCUUGAUGGAGUUAAUGUUGAGACCUACAAGAAACAUGUCCUUCCAGGAGUGUUUGAACAAACAGUGAGCUGUCGAGACCCAAUAGCUCAGGAAUACCUGAUGGAGUGCGUCAUUCAAGUGUUCCCAGACGAGUUCCACCUUAGGACAUUGAGCAGUUUUCUUCAUGCAUGUGCAGAUCUCCAUGAAAGAGUGAACAUAAAAAAUAUCAUCAUAUCACUCAUUGAUAGACUUGCGUUGUUUGCAAACCGGGAGGAUGGUGGAAUACCGAGUGAGAUAAGAUUGUUUGAUGUGAUGUCAGAGCAAGUCUCGUCUGUGGUGCAGACACGCAGUGACAUGCCAACAGAAGACAUUGUGUCUCUUCAAGUGUCGCUAAUUAACCUUGCUCUGAAGUGUUACCCUGAGAGAGUGGAUUAUGUGGACAAAAUCCUACAGUACACUUCAGAGAUUUUCAGCAAACUCAACUUGACUCACAUGGACAAGAACAAUGCAGUUUCUAAGGAGCUGACCAGACUACUAAAGAUCCCAGUAGAUUCUUACAACAACAUCCUAACACUGCUUCAGCUGGAGUACUUUGCUCCUCUGUUUGAGUAUUUUGACUACAGUUCAAGGAAAGAAAUGUCUUUAUAUGUAGUCAACAAUGCUGUGGAAAGUGCUCUGAAAAUUCCAACCCAGGAACAGGUUGAUGCUGUUCUGAUUCUUGUGUCUUCGUUGGUUUGUGACCAAGAAGACCAGCCUUCUGAACCAGAUGAUCCAGAGGAUUUUGCUGAAGAGCAGAGUCUGAUGGGAAAGUUUGUGACACUGCUGAAAGGCGACAGUCCUGACCAGCAGUAUCUGAUCCUCAAUACGGCUAGAAAACACUUUGGUAGUGGUGGUGAGAAGAGAAUAAAGUACACAUUACCUCCAAUUGUUUUCUCAGCAUUUCAGCUUGCCUACCAGUACAAAGAUGCUCGUGAAGAGGAUGAUAAAUGGGACAAGAAAUGCCAGAAGAUCUUUCAGUUUUGUCAUCAGACAAUAACUGCACUUGCCAAAGCAGAAUACGCUGAACUUUCACUAAGACUGUUCCUUCAAGGUGCUCUUGUUGCCAACCAGGCUGGGUUCUCUAAUGCUGAAACAGUAGCUUAUGAAUUCAUGAGCCAGGCGUUUGCUCUAUAUGAAGAUGAGAUCAGUGAUUCCAAAGCUCAGUUAGCCGCCAUCACGCUCAUGAUCAGUACAUUUGAACAAAUGAGCUGUUUUGGCGAAGAGAACCAUGAGCCUUUGCGCACCCAGUGUGCUCUGGCUGCGUCCAAACUCCUCAAGAAACCGGAUCAGUGUAGAGCAGUCGUGGUGUGUUCACACUUGUUUUGGUCGGGAAAAAGCCGGGAGGCUGAAGGAGGGGAGUGCCGUGACAGCAAGCGAGUGACGGAGUGUCUAAAGAAAGCUGUUAGAAUCGCAAAUCAGUGCAUGGACAGCACAAUCCAGCUGCAGCUGUUUGUAGAAGUCCUUAAUCGCUACCUUUACUACUUUGAAAAGAAGGCAGACACGGUGACUGUCACUGUGAUUAACCAGUUGCUCGAGAAAAUACGCGAAGAUCUUCCUGGUUUAGAGGGAACAGCCGAAACGGAGCUGAUAAGAAAGCACUUUGAAAGCACCAUCGGCCACGUACAGCUCAAGAAAGAAUCACCUGAUGAAGAAUCGCCCUCAUACGAAGAAGUAAAGAUAUGAGAUUUAUUACCCAGUAGAUAAUUAUAAGAGUUUAACUUAGUGAAUUGUGUAAAACUAAAAAGCUUGUCGUCGGUCAGGUUGAGUGAAUUAGCGCGAAGUAAGAUAGGAAUGGUAGUCGCAUUUGGUGAUUGUAGCGUUCAAGAAGAAAACGAGUGUGAUCCUAGCUCUAAGCAAGGCCAUCGGUGAAACAAAUUUACUAGGAAGUACAAGUACAAUUACUGUAUAAAAAACAAAAUUUAAGUAUAUAUCGUGACGUCUGACCUUAUGUGAGAAGCGAACGACUCCCUCCUGUCACGCUAGGUUGAUCCAGAGAUAGCUUGAUUGACGUUACGUGACAGCAGUAAGAAAGUCACGCAAUUCCUCGUGAGUACGAACCGAGCCUAAAACAUGUACGGACACCAAUAAAUAGAACGGAGAAAAA